AUGUAUCCAAAGUCAGACGUCACAGUCGACGCCUCGAAGUUCGAUCGCAAUGGCAUCGACAAACAAACCCUCGAGUUCAACGAGAAGUUGAUUAAGAUCUGGGCGGAUGGACCGCGGUGGUACGAGGUAUGUCUCCAGUUCCCAUCUCGAUCCCUCUUCCCAACACCCCUCCAAUCCCUCCGUAUCCCAUCCCCGCCCAAUCUUAUCCCCUUCAACCCUGUGCUCACCCAAGACCCCUACCUUAAAUACAUGGCCGACCACUUCGAAGUAACAGUCGUAUCAAUCGGAUACCGCCUCGCACCCGAAGACCCCUGGCCUGCGGGCGCAGAAGACUGCUACGACGCUGCGGAAUGGCUGGUCAAGAAUGGUCCGGAGGUGUUUGGUGGGGAAUUGAUGUUUACGGGCGGUGAGUCCGCAGGCGGCCACCUCGCCUGCCUCGUCGCCUUCCACCUCCUAAAGACCCUCCCCACAUUCUCCUUCCGCGGCCUCCUCCUCCACUUCGGCUGCUACGACAUGUCCUCCUUCCUCCCCCACGUCCUGCACCACGAAUCUCACCUCGUAAUCGACUACGACGUGAUGAAAUCCUACAUCGACGCCCUCUUACCCAACACCACGGAAGCCGAGCGCCGCGACCCGUCGAUAUCACCGUUUUGGCAGGAUCUAAGGGGAAUGAAGUUGCCGCCGGCGCUGUUUACAUGUGGGAGUGAGGAUCCGUUGCUGGAUGAUAGUGUGUUGAUGGGGGCGAAGUGGGGGAUGUGGGGGGCGGAGAGUGUGGUUAAGAUUUAUAGGGGGGCGCCGCAUGGGUUUAUUGGGUUUCCGCCGGGGACUAUUAAGGCGGUGCAGGAGGUGUUGGAUGAUACUGAGGCGUUUGUUAGGGCCAAGAUGGGGGUUUAG
Molecule: messenger RNA, 894 nt
Organism: Alternaria conjuncta
Lineage: Eukaryota; Fungi; Ascomycota; Dothideomycetes; Pleosporales; Pleosporaceae
Exons: 3
Coding region: 1-894 (297 amino acids)
Molecular function (GO): hydrolase activity
Source: RefSeq, a predicted model, not a curated record